AUGACAACGAACUAUUCACAGACUGUUUUAACAGAAACAACCAGAGAAGGACGCACUCACAACGCAGAAAAUCCAAAACGCCAUCGACUGUUAUUUCUCUUAAGACUCCUACACAUAGUGCUGCCAGCUUUUGCCGAGAGGCACGUACUGCUGGCGUCUGUGCCGCCGCACCGGCACGUGCCCGACGGCAAGGCCGGUGGCAUUGUGUGUAACAGCCUU
Messenger RNA from Brenthis ino (lesser marbled fritillary), 219 nucleotides. Lineage: Eukaryota; Metazoa; Arthropoda; Insecta; Lepidoptera; Nymphalidae. The record is from the annotation of a GenBank genome assembly.